AUGUUGGCAGACAAUGAAGUGAAAGAGUUAAAGAAACGUAAUUAUCAUAAAAUUAGGGAAUUAAUAAGAAUAUCUUUGGGUUUGGGUGUGAAUUUAACAAGUUCUUCCCUUUUCAAGGAUUCACUGAAAAUAGUUAAUUUGAUUUUAAUCAUUAGCAGUGGUCUGUCCAUGUAUGGACAUUGGUGCUACACAACACGUUACUUUAAGGAUCUUUCAAAAAUUGCAGAAAGUGUCUGCACAGCUCUUCAAACCAUUGUUUCGAUGAUAAAGAUGGUUUACUUUCUCUUCAUACAACGGAAAUUAUAUGUUCUCCUCAAUCAGGCUCAAACUCAUGAAAUUAUAAGAAAGAUCGAUAUAUUUCACAAGGAUUUUCACAUCUCUGAAAAACUCAAGAAGAUAAUACACGAUAUUAUGGAAAAUAAUUGGAAGGACAUUCGUGGUCAAUUGAUAUUUUACAUCUGUUGCUGUGCAGGAAUAAUUAGCAAUUAUUUUUUCGUAGCCUUGUUUGUAAAUAUAUAUAAUGAAAUAAAGAAGACACCCAACUAUGAACAUAUGUUACCAUUCCCUGCUGUUUAUCCGAUUUGGGAGAGCAAGGGCAUGUCAUUUCCAUAUUAUCAAGUUCAAAUGUUCAUGGGUGGAUGCGCAGAUUAUAUUGCCGGAAUGUGUGCUGUUAGUUUUGAUGGUGUUUUUAUAGUGUUGUGUGUACAUGGCGUCGGACUAAUUCAAGUACUUAAUGCCAUGAUUGAAAAUUCUACUUCUACUGAAGUACCCAAAGAGAGACGUGUGGAAUAUUUGCGUUAUUGCAUUUUUCAAUACCAACGUAUCUACGACUAUGUACUGACUAUUGACAAAAUCUAUAAACAAAUCAGUUUGUCACAGUUUCUAUUGAGCUUGCUUAUAUGGGGCAUCGUUCUAUUUCAAAUGAGUAUUGGAUUUGAAUCAAAUAAAAUGACAAUGGUGCGCAUGGUAUUGUAUCUUUCAGCUGCCGGCUAUGAAAUUGUUAUUUACUGCUAUAAUAGUCAACGUUUGACUUCUGAGUGUGAGAAAAUCCCGCUAGCUUUUUAUAACUGUGAGUGGUACAGCGAGUCCGAGGAAUUCAAACAACUUAUACGAAUGAUGACUCUUCGCACUAAUCGUGUUUUCAAUCUAAAUAUAUCUUGGUUUACCACCAUGUCAUUACCAACACUUUUGGCAAUGGUGAAGACAAGUGGAUCAUAUUUUCUAUUACUGAGAAAUUUGGCGGAGUAA
Calliphora vicina (urban bluebottle blowfly) is the source of this 1248-nucleotide messenger RNA. Its product is annotated as odorant receptor 63a-like. Gene Ontology annotation, biological process: sensory perception of smell; detection of chemical stimulus involved in sensory perception of smell. The record is from RefSeq and is a predicted model, not a curated record. Bases 1 to 1248 code for a protein of 415 amino acids. The transcript is spliced from 10 exons. Gene Ontology annotation, molecular function: olfactory receptor activity; odorant binding. NCBI's taxonomy places the organism in Eukaryota, Metazoa, Arthropoda, Insecta, Diptera, Calliphoridae. Gene Ontology annotation, cellular component: plasma membrane.